AUGUUGGUCCUGGUGAUUGGCGAUCUUCACAUCCCUUUCCGCGCACACGACCUACCAGCCAAAUUCAAGAAGCUGCUCGUACCCGGCAAGAUCCAGCAGAUCAUCUGCACUGGCAACGUUUGCAACACCGACUACCUGCACUAUCUGCGCACCAUCGCAGGCGAUGUUCAUCUCGUCAAGGGUGACUACGAUGACAACCCGCACUUUCCAUCGAGCCUGAUCCUCAACCAUCCGCCAUUGCGCAUCGGUGUGCUGCAUGGGCAUCAAAUCGUCCCAGCCGGCGAUACACAGUCGCUCGCUGCGGCGGCGAGGGCCAUGGAUGUCGACAUCUUGCUCACCGGUCACACGCAUCGAUUCGAGGCGUUCGAGCUCGAGGGCCGCUUCUUCGUCAACCCCGGCAGCGCCACCGGUGCCUGGCAUCCUACAUGGCCGUUGAGAGAUCCCGCCUCGGUAGCUGCAUUGGCCGAGAAGGCAGCCGCCAAGGCGAAAGAGGAUGCUGCAUCUGCCGACAAGAAGGCAGACGACCCGAAAGCAAAGAAGGGUGUAAAGGCGUCGGACAACAACAAGACAGAAGAUGCGGCAAAGGACAAGGCAUCCGAAUCAAAGGAUUCCGUCAAGGAAGGCGAGCAUAAGAAGGGAGGCGAAAUCGAAGAAGAAGAAGCAAAAGAAGCAGCAGCACCUGUGCCCAGCUUUGCCCUGCUCGACAUCCAGGGUGCUGUGGUAGUCACGUACGUCUACCAACUCAUCGACGGCGACGUCAAGGUGGAGAAGAUUGAGUACCGAAAGAAUGUCGACAGCACUUCGUUGGCGUUGCAGCGCGGUGCUGCUGGCAACGCCACUGCUGUAGGUGCUUCAGCUGGAGGGCACGGUCAGUAUGGCGGACGUUAG
This is a messenger RNA of Pseudozyma hubeiensis SY62, 888 nucleotides long. RefSeq names its product retrograde transport. NCBI's taxonomy places the organism in Eukaryota, Fungi, Basidiomycota, Ustilaginomycetes, Ustilaginales, Ustilaginaceae. The record is from RefSeq and is a predicted model, not a curated record. Gene Ontology annotation, biological process: intracellular protein transport; retrograde transport, endosome to Golgi. The coding region runs from base 1 to 888 and encodes 295 amino acids. Gene Ontology annotation, cellular component: retromer complex; endosome. The transcript has a single exon.